Molecule: messenger RNA, 2807 nt
Organism: Pseudogymnoascus verrucosus
Lineage: Eukaryota; Fungi; Ascomycota; Leotiomycetes; Thelebolales; Thelebolaceae
Gene: PSK1
Product: serine/threonine protein kinase psk1
Exons: 1
Coding region: 506-2272 (588 amino acids)
Biological process (GO): protein phosphorylation
Molecular function (GO): ATP binding; protein serine/threonine kinase activity
Source: RefSeq, a predicted model, not a curated record
GUGAAGUCCUCUAGUAAAGUGUGAUGGUACGUACCGGUCUUACAAGUCUGCCUUCCCCAGCCGAAAUUCAAAGGUAGAAAUAAUUAUUCCCCCGCGUUUAUUUUCUAUUGCCUUGCCUUUCUUCCCCCAUCUCCCCCAGCCUCACGCCUCACCUCACCACCCCAAUACUACUUGGUGUGAAUAAUAGUACGUGUCGAACUAUUUCGACUUCACUUCGACUUCACUUUAACACGACUCUGACUACAGCGAACUCCAACAGCAAAUGCAAUUCGAACACUCGCCCACCCAACGUUCCCGCACCCGUCUGCACUGCCAGAUGCAACCUCCAACCGGCCACGAGCAACUUCCACGCACUGAUCGAUCGCACCUUAGAGUAGAUGCUGAGCGCAGACGUGGCGCACCUUGAAUAAUUCACGUCUAUUCGAGAACACAACUGAAUCACCCUGAACACACUGCGACAACUACAAGCAAGUCGAGAGACACAACCUACAACAACGAUCCAACCAUGCGGUCGACCGAGACCAAGGCUAUGACAGCCACCAAGACCGUCCGCGGAUUCCACACUCCCGCUGCCUCUGGCGAUGAAGACUCAGACUACAACUCCGGCUUCAAUACCCCUCGCCCACACACGCUGACCCCCAAGCCCGCGCCCACCGAGUCGGGCCUCAAAGACAUGGUCCGCAACAACAGCUGUGCCAUGGUCCGGCAAGAGUCCAACCAAUCCACCGCCUCCUCAGCAUCGCCAACCAAGAUGAGCGGCAUCGGGCACCUGCUGCGACAGGAGCUGCAGAACCUCAAUCUGGACGGGGCAAAGUCACGCAGCCAGUCGUUUGUGAAUGGUGUCAAGGACCGUUUCAAGAAGGGGUCGCCAGGGAGCAGCACGGGUUAUACUACACCAGACAAGAGUGAUAGUGAUUCGGGUGAGCGCACGUACGAGGUUACGAUUGGUGCGACGGGGGGUUAUGAUUACAUUGCCAACGGCAGGUUCCCGACCUGGGACGAGAGAGAUAACUACGGUGCGGAUUUUGGCGUGCCACUUGAGCCGGGUGAAUAUGAUCCAGAACUUCUAAAUACGAACCGCAAGAUGUCGGCUGCCGACUUUGAGCCCCUUCGUUGUCUGGGCAAGGGCACAUUCGGGACGGUGCAUUUGGUCAGGCAGAUUUCAACUGGGCGUUUGUUUGCGCAGAAGCAGUUCAAGAAGGCAACACUCAUUGUGCAUACGUCACAGGUCGAGCAGACGAAGACGGAACGCACAAUCCUGGAGAACAUCAACAGACACCCAUUCAUUGUGAAGCUCUACUAUGCCUUCCAAGACCAGGCCAAGCUGUAUCUCAUUCUGGAGUAUGCGCAGGGCGGCGAGCUGUUCACCCACAUGCAGCUUGAGUGCUUCUUUGUCCAGGACCGUGCUGCAUUCUACAUGGCGGAGUUGGUCCUUGCACUGGAGCAUCUCCACAAGAACCUUGGUGUCGUUUACCGUGAUCUCAAGCCUGAGAACUGUCUGCUGGAUUCUGAAGGCCACCUCCUCCUUACCGAUUUCGGCCUCUCCAAAGUCGCCCUCGAUGGCGAGAGCUGUGCAACUGUCGCUGGCACUGUUGAGUACAUGGCCCCUGAGGUCGUGCAGGGCAAGAAGUAUGGAUUCGCUGUCGACUGGUGGUCGCUUGGCGCACUGGGGUUUGACCUGAUGACUGGCAACCCUCCCUUCCGCGGCAACAACAAGAACAUCAUCAUGCAAAACAUCGUGCACGGCAAGCUCAAGCUACCUUACCACCUCAGCUCCGAGACAAAGGACCUUCUCACACGCCUACUACGCAAGGAACCCAAGAAGCGCCUUGGCUACGGCCCACGUGACAUCCAGACCAUCAAGUCCCACCGCUUCUUCAAGAACAUCGACUGGGCGGCCCUGGGACGCCGCGAGGUCAGCCCUCCCAUCGUGCCAUUCAUCAAUGACCCUGAGCUGGCUGAGAACUUCUCCAGCGAGUUCACGACGCUGCCGCUGAGCCCAGUGGUGGAGCGCGGGAAUUGGGGGUCAAGGGAGGAUUUAAACCCAUCAAAUGUGUUCAACGGGUUUAGCUAUGUGGCGAGCCAGAGCCUUCUCGAUGGGUUCAGUGGGCAUUGUCGUGGGGGGUUGAAGCUGGCUGCGGAUGAUGAUGAGGAUGAUGAGGAUGCGGAUGAGGAGAGUUUGGUGGAGAAGGAUGAUGAUGAUGAUGGGUGGGGAGAUGUGACGGGGAGAGGGCAGAGAGCUGAUAGCGUGGCAUCGAUGAUUAGUUUAUAGGGCAGUGAUGCGUCUUCAGCCCGCUCACGACAAGAGUGAGGCGAGGCAUUCAAUGAUUUACUGAUGGCGGCUCAGCGAUGCACCGACAUGGACGGCCUUCCAAAGAGCGAGCGAGCGAGCGAUACAUGGCGUUAAUGGGAGUCCUGCGACAGAAGAGAGAGAUAAGAUCUACACCUGCUCAAGCUUAUUACAAAAUGGAGGAUCCGUUUGUUUCUCUUCUUUUUUUUUCAUCAUGGGAGGACGAUUGCAUCUGCAUCUGCAUCAUACAAACAGGCCGGCAGCAUGAUAGAUGGAGGCGAUCGAUCGUUAGGUAGACGGAGGAGGCUUUCAUGCACUUACUUGCCAUAAUAAUAGAUGGGAGGAUUUUGCUUUUCCUGGCUAAAAUGUUGUCUAUAAAUGCGCUGUCUUUGAAAUGAGGGAUCCAUAGAGGUCCGAAUAAGCAAUCGCAAGAAAUUCAAGCCUAUUCUAAGGAAAUCCAAGCCAAAGCCGUCCAAGACAUCAUCCAAGAAUUCCAAGCAAUCUGUAAAAAAACCCC